AAUGGCAUAGAUAGAGAUUGGCGGCUAAAGGUGAUGGAAGGUAUACACAACCAUGAACCAGCUAGGUCACUACUUGGGCACAAUUUUGUUGGUCGUCUAAAACCCGGAGAGAAGGAGCAAGUGGGAAAAAUGACAAGGAGUUGGGUUCCACCGAGAAAGAUGUUGUUGACUUUGAAGGAAAACAAUCCUUCAAACUUGACUACCAUAUCUCAGAUUUAUGGUGUUUGCAAGAGGUUAAGAAAAUCCCUCCGCGGGGGAUUGACAGAAAUGCAACACUUGUUGAAGAAGUUGGACGGUGACAAGUAUGUCCACUUUGAAAGACAUGAGCCUGGAUCGGAAGUCAUUAGGGAUGUAUUUUGGGCUCAUCCAAAUGCUAUCAAACUGUUCAACACAUUUCCAUAUGUAGUGAUUAUGGAUUGCACAUACAAGACAAACAAAUAUGCAAUUCCCUUGCUUGAGAUUGUUGGACUGACUUCCACAGAUAAGACAUACUCCAUAGCCUUUUGCUACAUUGUUAAUGAGGGCACAGAUGACUACGUUUGGGCACUGGAGUGUAUGAAGUCUCUAUUAGCUGAUCAAGCCAUGUUGCCUAAGGUGAUUGUUACUGACAGGGAUCUUGCCUUAUUGAGUGCUGCUAAGCAAAGCCUUCCUAACACUACACAUUUAUUAUGCUUGUGGCACAUCAACAAGUGUGUUUUGGCAAAGUGCAAACUCUAUGUUGGCACAGAUGAUUUUGCUGAGUUGGUUAUGAUGAAGUGGGCAGAGGUGGUGGAUGCUGCAACAGUUGAAGAAUUUGAAGUGAAAUGGAUGCAAUUGUUUAAUAUGUGCAAGGCAAAAUACAGCAACUUUACCUCCUAUUGUUCUACUACAUGGUUGGUUCACAAGGAGAAAUUCGCCAAGGCAUGGACAAAUCAUGUGAUGCACUUUGGAACAACAACAAGUAACAGGGCUGAGGGUGCACAUGCCAGUUUGAAGAAGAUGUUACGGGAUUGCAAGGGUGACCUGGCCACUUCAUGGGAUGCGUCGCAUAGUUUGACAUGUAAUCGACAUACUGAAAUAUUAGCAUCGUUUGAGCGCAGUAUUCACAGAAUUGAUCACAUUUUCAUGUUCCCAUUUUACACAAAUAUUAGAGGAUUUGUGUCAAACAAAUGCCUGCAGCUCAUCGACGAUGAACAUAUAAGAAUGAAGUCCUACGGCGGAUGCGAUUGCUUGUUGAGAGAGACUCAUGGACUACCUUGCGGUUGUGAACUUGCAGGUUAUGAAAGAAUUCCAUAUGAGUCAAUUCAUCCAUUCUGGAAGAGACUGAGUUGGGAGCAUGUACCUGAACCUGUUGCAGAUACUACCAGCAACCAUAUUUGCGGCAUGAACCAUGGAGAUAUGCAACCAGAAGUUGAGGCAUUGACACAUUAUUUCAGUUCUUUGGAUACUGGAGGGCAGAGUAUGGUAAGGAGGAAGCUUCAAGCGAUCUAUUGUCCUGAAAGCAGUUCACUUUGUACUCCUGCGGUUAAGAUAAGGUCCAAGCGCACUCUUAAGGCGAAUGAGAAAAUACCACCUAAGAAUAAAGCAAUAGGAUCCUUGACUCGUGAUCUUUCAGGUUUUGAACAUGUUGAUAGGGAGAUCAGAGAGGCAAAGAAGGUUUCACAACCACCAAAGAAGAAGAAGCGUGUGAAGAAGUCUGAUACAAGCUAUUUCAUGGGUCAUUUUCCAGCCUUUUUCCACCCAUAUAUACAAACAGUUCAGAAUGUUGAGGAUGAUGGUAACUGUGGCUAUAGAGCCGUUGCUGCAUUACUCGGACUACCAUCAUGUGAGGAAAGUAUUUUUUGA
Lotus japonicus is the source of this 1824-nucleotide messenger RNA. Its product is annotated as protein FAR-RED IMPAIRED RESPONSE 1-like. The record is from RefSeq and is a predicted model, not a curated record. The transcript has 4 exons. Gene Ontology annotation, biological process: regulation of DNA-templated transcription. Lineage: Eukaryota; Viridiplantae; Streptophyta; Magnoliopsida; Fabales; Fabaceae. The coding region runs from base 34 to 1824 and encodes 596 amino acids.